Molecule: messenger RNA, 711 nt
Organism: Dentiscutata erythropus
Lineage: Eukaryota; Fungi; Glomeromycota; Glomeromycetes; Diversisporales; Gigasporaceae
Source: the annotation of a GenBank genome assembly
AUGGCAAAUACCCAAAAUUACUUAACCGAAGUAAAAUACCAAACAAACAUUGACCAUUCGUCAAUACCAUCGGAUCCUCCACCGCCGUUUUCUGGAUCUGGUCCAACACAAUUUCAGUCCUCACAACCACAACAAGUUUUCUCCAAUCAACCCUUACAACAACAAGUUUCUCCUGUUCAGUCCUCAAUGCCACAACCUUACUCCUAUCAAUCCGAACCUCAACAAUUUUACCCCAAUCAAUAUCCACAAGGACAGCAACAAUACGUCCAGCAGGUUAAUCAAGCUCAAUAUUCACAAAAGCAACAACCACAACUCCCUCAAUCCACGUAUCAACAAGCAAACACGGGAUUUUCUCCGACUGAGCAACAGACGAGAGGCAUUCCAAACCAACAACAGACAAGCGCUUUACCUCAAGAACAAGUCGUUUACGUAGUGCAACCACCACCUCCUCCCGUGAUGGUAAUGAAUCCGAAUCAAGGAUAUAUUAACAUUUCUUCUCAUGUGCCAGUGAGAGUAACUUGUCCGCAUUGCAAUAAUAGCGUAGUUACGGUUGUAACCGAAGAUCUUGGAUCAACUGCAUGGAUUCUUGCUAUAAUUUUAUGCUUAGUAUUUUGGCCGCUUGUUUGGAUACCUUGUGUUCUAUCUAAUUUUAAGGAUAAAACUCAUACUUGUCCAAAUUGUAGAACUGUUUUGGGUGUUGUUAAAGCUUAA